This is a messenger RNA of Heteronotia binoei (common prickly gecko), 1188 nucleotides long. RefSeq lists its product as uncharacterized. The record is from RefSeq and is a predicted model, not a curated record. The transcript is spliced from 2 exons. The coding region runs from base 87 to 788 and encodes 233 amino acids. NCBI's taxonomy places the organism in Eukaryota, Metazoa, Chordata, Lepidosauria, Squamata, Gekkonidae.
AGUGGCCUCAAGAGCACCCAUCUGGUGGACUUUCACAGGUAUGGGACCUCUUGGGUCAAACUUCAAGUGCUCCGCAUCCCCACCAGAUGAGGGAGGGGACAUCUUCCUACACCGUAAGCUCCGAUGAUCUUGCAACAGCGUCUGCCCUCAGGAAAGCGCUUGGUCCUCCGUCGGGAAGCUCGGCUGGCGGAAUGAGUGAAUGGAUGAAGCAGUUCAGCCAGCCCGCUUCUGGUUAUUUCCAGUCUAAUCCAGAUAGGGAAAAAUCUUUCCACAAUACAUCUUCACAAAGCAGUUACCCAGCAUGGCAUCACCAACUAAAUAGCACUGAAAAGCAUGAUAACCAAAUGGCAGAUGCUGGAGUAAGAAGAUGGGAUAGCAUGAGGGAUUCCUAUUCUGCUACCAGAGAGUAUCCAGCUGGUUGCUCUUCAAAAGAUUUUCCCUCUUGGUAUAACGAUGGGAAUGGUAAAUCUCUUCCUGCAGCAAGUAAUAGUGUCGGCUGGCCACAGUCCUCUCGAUACCAGCAACCAAAUCUUCAAGCUGACGGAAAAGCCUAUCAGAUUCCCUUUUCUGGCAACAGUUCGUACAGUGAUUAUCAGCAACCGAACAGAGAGCUGAAUAACAGGGUGGAGCGAAGUCCUUCUGGCCUGUCUUCUGACAUUAUGAGUCAGCUUCGGGGAAAGGAUCCGGCUGUUCUUACCAGGAUGCUUCAGGAACUGGUUCCCCACUAUCCAGACCUUCAGAAAAUCGAUAUUUAUGCACUAGCCCAAGCUCUGAGUAAAAUCAACUAAGGAAGAAAUGAAUAAAGAGUUCUCCAUGACAAAGCUAAGUAACUGCUUAGAUCUGGUCUUGUAGAAGGUUUCCUCAGUAUUUGUUUUAUCUGAAAUCAGCUGGAGGAGGUAUACAUUCGGUGUUGUUUAAGGGAAGCUACUUAAUGGUAGGAAGUGUAAUACCUUUUAUUAGGAUCAACCAAAUGGACACAAUUUGGUCGUAACAAAGGUAUUGCACAGAUCUCAUUCUUGACUUCGGAUUUUGCGGCUGUUCAACUUUUUCAUUCCGUUCUAAACCAAGAUACGUUGCCUUUUGAAGUGUCUUGAAACCCCUGCUCUUUCAACUUAAAAUCUUUGUUAUAAAUAGCUGGAUGUGGCUGUGCUGUACUAUGUAAGAAUAAAGAUGAUUUUUCCACAGCGA